UCUCGUUUGAUUCGACGCGACUGUUUGUUUACAUUACAUUGUGGUUUACUUACUUUACUUUCGGCAUAGCAACACCAAGAGAUUUCCAACUAUUUCUUCCCCGGAUUUCAUAAUUAACUUAUAGGACACACUUUAUGCUACUUUAUACAACUGAUACUCGAAUAUAUGCACAAUGUCUUCUUUAGAGGAGGCAACACUUCCUGCGACUCGUCGACCAAAAUCUCGAAAGUCACUGUCCGCAAUACCUGCUGAUAAGGAAAAUAUGACAGCGGAGCUCGGAGCGCUUACUGGGAAGAGAGCGCCAACCGCAAAGCCAGCGAGGAAAUCAAGAAGUAAGAGUAUUGGUCCUGGUGGAUUAGAUGCUCUCAAAGAUACUACUGGAAAUCGACGCAAGGUAGGAAUCUGGUUCCAGCUGGAAGCAAAGAAACAUAACAAGCUAAUAAUGUUUAGUCCCUGGCUGUGAUUCCUCAACCCCCUCCAAGAUCAAUCUUAAAACCUACUAUGCCUCCUCUACGUGAGAUCCCGGCGCAUAAUCCUAACAAAAGAUCGAGUCCGAGAAAAGCCAAAACACCUUCACCACCUGUACCAGAAUCCGACUUAUUGAUCGAUUUCGGCGUUGAUUCCGGUUCUAAAACUGCAGGCUCCGAAUCGCAUGAUGAUCCAUUUCAUAUCGAUAUACCGAAACCAAACAAUGAUAAUCGAGUUGCAUUGCGAACAGAGGAAGAACAACAAGCUGCUGCUAGAGAAAGGGAAGAAAAGGAGAGGGUUGGUAUGGAAAAGGAAGUCGAUUCCAGACGAGAUGCUCGACGCAAGUCUCUUGCUAACCGACGUGUUUCAUUUGCACCGGAAGCAACACUUCAUACUUGGGAUGUCGUUGUAGAAUAUCAAGAUUCAACAACUUCAUCAAAUUCUACCAAUUCCACCCGCCGAGCCUCGAAUGUUACUGGAGGCUCAGUUACUACCCCGCAUCAGCAAAAUUCUGGACCACCUAGCUCGGAUCCUUCAGAGCCUCCAUCAACACCAUCGGAACAAUUUGAAGAUGACACAGAAAAUGGAUCACCAGAACAUCAACGCGACCUACAUCAAAAGAAGCGCCGCAGAAGUUCGGUCAUACCUCCUAUGAACUUCAAUGAUCCUAAUGAUGCUUUCUCAUCGAGCCCUUUGAGCGGAAGCUCAGUGGGCGCUGAUGAAGUUGAGGAUGAUGAAUUUGCUUCUAGUGAUUUAGAUGAUGACGACGGCACUCGGAUGACCAUGGAUGGUGGAGAAACAACAAAUAUGUCAAUGGCAUCAGUUCAGUCAGGCUUUAGCGCUGGCUCAGAUACGAUGCUAGAACAAUCUUUACGGCGGGCCGCAAACCAAGCUGGCACCCAAGCAAUGAGCUUUGGUGAGCAAGGAGAUACCAAAAUGAGUGAAGAUAAUGAGAUCGUUGCGUCCUUUGCUCCAUGGACAAAGAAGCCUCUAGAAUCUCAACAAGACCAAGAGAAUGUUAAUCCUUUUUCAUCAGCACUUAAAUCGGAUGUUCAAGCAGAUCCAGAGGAAUCGGAUGGGGAAGAAAUGACGAUGGAUAUGGACAUGACAAGUGCAGUUGGCAGAAUUUUACCAGGUCAACAACGGGAAGAUGAUGAGCUUUCCAUGGAUGUGACCCGUGCUUUCGGUGGAAUUAUUCCCAGUAGCCAACCGGGAGCAAAACAUAAAGCAGCGGGCCGUCGUCAAAGUACUCGUAGAAUAUCGACAGGGGAGGAGUCGGCAUUCGGCGAGCAGACCAUGGACUUGACUACCGCCGUGGGUGGCAUUCAUACGGCUGAUAUUGAAGAGGCAUCUGAAGAUGAUGAUAUGAGCAUGGACUUUACAUCAGCAGUUGGCGGGGUGCUGUCACAACCAGCUGAAAUCAAGAAUACGAGACGAUCAUCCAUGGCUCCAAAGUCACAACCGAAGCGAAAUCGGGAGAGCUUAGAUUCCGCCGCCGAUGAUGGGACAAUGGGUAUGGAUAUGGACAUGGAUAUGACCGCUGCCGUGGGUCGUAUUAUGCCUUCAAAUAGAGAGGAAACCGAGGAAAUGGAUAUGGACGUUACCGUUGGUAUGGAAAUGACCAAAGCACUAGGUGGUAUCCUACCACAGUUGAACGCUGGGGAUCGAAACCAAGCGAAGAAGAUUAUGGAGAUGGAAACAGACAUUUUUAGCUCACCGUUUCGAGUAGACGUUCCAGCCAAUUCUCCACCGAAAUCCAUCAACCACCAACCUUUAACUGUAGCACCAGAACCUGACAGUCCCAGCUUCACGGCGGGUUUCAAAGGAAAAGGGCUUCGUAGAAGCAUUGAACGAAAAUCUACCACACCUAAAUCUACGCCCAAGUCUAAGAUGUUAACGCCAGUCAAGAAGCCGACUACCCCGCAAAAACAGAUCACUCCACAACCUGCUCAACCAUCUCAUCCAGGCAAAACCCCACCCUCAAAAAAUGUUCUCAUGCGUACAGGAUCGCCCAGAAGACUUUUCAAAGCCGAUGCCAAAGAUUCAUCUUCUACUCCUCGUACAGCUUCGAGUAAAAAGCAAACACCGAACAAGUUAUUCAAAAAAGAUAGCAAUACCGGCCUUGCGACACCCAACUUCAUUCUAACACCACAAAAACGAUUGUCCACUGGCAUCGGCCUUGAUAGAGUAGGACUAGGAUCACCAAAGGUUGCUGCAUUAUUGGACCGACGUGGAUCGAUUGGAGAACAAGCACGAUCAUUCACACCUACCCAGCCGGCGGAUCUCAGCCGUGGUGUACGAUUCCAAGAUCCUCGUAUCAUGGAGGAAGAAGUCGACAGGGAGCGAGAACAGGAAGAAGGUCGGGAAAAUGGACGCAAGAUAAUGGAGCGUGAAGCGGAUCAGGGUGAAGGAGAAGAAAAAGAUGCAACCUUGAACCUCAAGGAAAUGAUCAACAGCCUCACACCUAAGAAGAAGUCGAUGAAAGGUCGCAAGAGUUUGCACGCUGGUGCGGCAAUUGGUCUCCUGGGUAAACGACCUGCUGAGUUGGAUGAGGAUGAAUCAGAUGAAGAUGAGGGCGGUAUGAAGCGAUUGAAAAAUCAUCAGGGUAGUCCCGUGAAGAACGUCCAUCUCCAAGGCCCACCCACCAAAGAACAAACAACAACUGGGCGUCUAACUCGCGCAAGUAGGAAGAGUAUGGAAGACUCGAUCAUCACUUUCACCACGCCUACCACCACUACUUCCCCCAUCAAGGAGAAAGUAACUUCACCACGUGAUCAAGGUCGUUUCAAAGAUGCGGAAGCCAACUUGACUGAGCCUGUGGCAAUCCCAUUCAAGGAAACAGCACCAGUUGAGUACCCACAACUACCUGAAGAACCACUCGAAGAUGAGCGCAUACAGUUGCAAGAUUUUUUGAAUAUGACAAGCAUUCGAUUCAUGGAAUUGACAACUACCAAACGAAGGCAUACAAUUGCGCCAAAACGUACUAGCGAUGGACCACUGAGAAACAGGUUGUCAGAUCAAACCAAGAUUUCUCUUGAGGAUUGUGUUGCUGCAGGUGCGGCUACAAUUCCUAUGCUUGAGCUAUUCCAGCAUGUAAGUUAUCACCAUAAUUUGUUCCGAGAAAAAUUUGCCGAUACUAACAUACCUAGGCUUGUCAUGAACUCAAGAAGUAUAUAUCAGAUGGUCGAAAAACUGUUCGAGAGAUUGAGAGCGAGACCUUUGAAGAAAACCCCCCACUUUUUCGUGAAUACAUCUCUGCGCCAGCAGAUAUGAAGCUUGUGAUGGACAAUCAACUCAAGAAUGUUAAAACACAUUCUCGUCUUCUCAGUAAAGGGAUGUGGUAUGAAUGGCGAUCAACUUUACUUGAAACUGUCAAGGAUGAACUCGUUAGAAGUGCUGAAGGUAUGAUCAAUGAUGAAGAAAUCCUUGAUAAACAGCAGGCACUCCUAGAGUCUGUACUCCCGCAGAUGAUAAAGAAAUCUCAGCAGCUUCAACAUGAGGAGGCAAAUUUGAGGACCGCCGCUGAAGAAAUUGCUAGCUGUGACCCUGAAGAACUUAGCGAAGCUCGACAACAGCUAAUAUCUAUUGAAGCGGAUGUUGAUGCAAAAAGGCACAUGAUUGAGGAAUUGAAGAAGCAGGUUCAAGCAAGAGAAGCGGAGAUUGAAGCUGGUACCGCCCAGAAGGAGAUGUGCCUUGAGGAAAUCCGUGAAGCGGAGAAGAUCAGGGAGGAAUGCCGUGGAUGGACUUCGAGUGAAAUUAGUACUCUUAAAGGUAUGUUCUUCUAUCAUUCUCUACCAAUCCCACUAACAAUGUCCAGCAAAAGUGGAUGCUAUCGAGAAGAAACAUGGAUGGACGAUCACCGGCGUAUCCGGAACUACAACUUCAAUGACGUACCGGAAGGAGAUUGAGCUUGUAUUUGAUGCAUCUGCAUUCAAGUCCAAUGCCCCGAGCAAGACUACAAAGCCAGAAAACUCAAGGAUUGAUCUUUGGUACAUUGCCGCCAAUCGAGAAUACAAUCCAUCACGUCUCACCCCCGAGAAGGAAUUCCUCCUUCAAAGUAUCCGGGAUCACGUGAGAGGUUUACCUCAAUCAGAAACCGAAAUUAAAACUCUCCUAAACUCCGUUAGCGUCGCUUGGAACAAGGCCGCUAAAGUAGUAGAUGAUAUUCAUUUACUGAACAUUAUCUGUCCGACUGCUGUCACAAAAACAUCAGACAACUCUAUUCUCGUCAAGUCAAAGUUGUUGAUUGCACCGCUAACCACAAAGGUUGAACUAGCUUUUAGUCUUAUUAGCCAUAGCACUGAAGAAGGAUUCGAUGUGGAAGUUUCUCCGGUUGCAAAAGUGAUCUACGGAGAGAGAUUCAAUGAACCAAAGAUGAGGGAAUUUUUGCUUAAUAGGUUGGGUAAUUAUGUCAAGGAGAAAGGAGAUGGAACUGUGUCCUGGGGAGCAGCAGUGGCUGAAUUGGGGGAUAAAUUGUUGGCCAGGGGGAGGAAGUAAGGUACGGGAUUGAGGUUAGGGUUCUGUGUUGUGUGUUUCUUAUCUCUUUUGAGGAAGAGAUGGCGUUUUUAUUUUAUGAUGGGUUUAAUGACACUUACGAUUGGCGAAAUGGAUUCGUCUUUGGGUUUACUUGGUAUUAGGGUCGGAGUGGGAAUGGAAUUGGAAUUGUUAAUAUGAAUGGAGUUGGGAGUUCAUGUUCAUACUUAUGUCUAUAUGCUAGCGUAGGAUAUACGGAUGCCAAAUCAGAUCUUCAGAAUUAAAACAUUCAGUCGUCAU
This is a messenger RNA of Sclerotinia trifoliorum, 5241 nucleotides long. NCBI's taxonomy places the organism in Eukaryota, Fungi, Ascomycota, Leotiomycetes, Helotiales, Sclerotiniaceae. The record is from the annotation of a GenBank genome assembly.